AUGUCGAACAACAUCCUCAUCACCGGCGGCGCAGGCUUCCUGGGCCCCAUGCUCGCCGCCAAGUUGCUACAAGAUCCCUCCAACAACAUCGUCCUCACCGAUCUUCACACACCCCAGCGGCCAGCCGGAAUUUCAUCUUCGACAUCCAACAUGGAGCUCACAGCCGCAGACCUCACCUCACAAGCCGACAUCACCAAGCUCCUUUCCUUGCGCCCACAAUGGUCCGCCAUCUUCCUUUUCCACGGCAUAAUGUCCGUCGGCUGCGAGGAGAACCCCGCGCUUUCCACAAAAGUCAACCUAGACGCCACGCUCUCUGUUCUCACGUCCAUCUCAAAACUCAAACAACCCUCCAAACCCCGCAUUGUCUACGCUUCCACACAGGCUGUGUACGGCCCUCCUUAUACGGCGUCGGGCCCCAUUACAGAUGAUACGCCCGCGACACCAAUCGGCGUCUACGGCACACACAAGGCCAUCAUGGAAUACCACAUCAACGAUCUCAACCGCCGCGGUCUAAUCGAUGCCUUCGCCGUACGUCUACCCACCGUAGUCGUGCGUCCAGGAGCGCCUUCACGAUCAGCAGCAGCGUUCCUAAGCGGUAUGAUCCGCGAGCCCAUGGCCGGACUCGAAUGCAUAGUACCUAUUAGCGACCGUUCGGCCCGCCAGAUGAUAUGUUCGCCCCGCGUCAUGAUUGAGAACUUCGUGCGUGUAAUGAAGGCUCCCGCGGAUGCUAUGCCGCCGCACCUGCGCGCGGUGUACAUGCCGGGAAUCAGUGUUACGCUGGGAGACAUGUACGCGGCGUUUGAGGCGGUGUGUGGGAAGGAUAAGCUGGGGCUGUUGAGGGAGGAGGUGGAUGAAGAGGCGAAGAGGUUGCUGGAUAGUUGGCCGCAGACUGCCGAGUAUGGAAAUGCUACGAGGAUGGGGCUGUUAUUUGAUGAGAGUUGCGAGCAGAUUUAUAGAGAGUAUGCUGAUAGCUUGAAGGCACAGUAG
Molecule: messenger RNA, 987 nt
Organism: Pyrenophora tritici-repentis Pt-1C-BFP
Lineage: Eukaryota; Fungi; Ascomycota; Dothideomycetes; Pleosporales; Pleosporaceae
Product: WcaG, Nucleoside-diphosphate-sugar epimerase
Source: RefSeq, a predicted model, not a curated record